Morone saxatilis (striped sea-bass) is the source of this 2339-nucleotide messenger RNA. RefSeq names its product BRCA1 associated protein (gene brap). The record is from RefSeq and is a predicted model, not a curated record. Gene Ontology annotation, molecular function: nucleic acid binding; zinc ion binding; ubiquitin protein ligase activity. Gene Ontology annotation, biological process: protein ubiquitination; Ras protein signal transduction. Lineage: Eukaryota; Metazoa; Chordata; Actinopteri; Moronidae. Gene Ontology annotation, cellular component: cytoplasm.
AAGGCAUGUCCGAUGAGGAGCUACAGGAGAAAGCUCUGUGUGUAGCCAAACACACUCUGAGUGGGAAGACGGACCUGGAGCGAGUGUCCGUACUGCACCAGCACAUCGGGAGCAGAGCUAUGGGCGACAUGGUGAUAGAAACCUUUGAGCCCGGCCCAGAUAAAGGAGGAGGUGAAGACCCAGAUGGUGAACCUCAGGCUGCAGGGACGGAGGCAGACAGUCAGGAGGGCGCCGAGGGCACCGAGGGCGCACAGGACGGCAGCGAGGCGACCGGCGCUGCCCCCGACUCCCCCUCCAAGCAGCUGCCAGACCAGAUCUCCUUCUUCAGCGGGAACCCCUCAGUGGAGAUCAUCCACGGCAUCAUGCACCUCUACAAGACCAAUAAAAUGACGUCGCUGACUGAAGACGUGAGACGCAGCGCGAUGGUGUGCAUCCUGACCGUCCCCGCGACCAUGACCAGCCAUGACCUCAUGAAGCUCAUGGCACCUUACAAUGACGUGAUGGAGCACAUGAAGAUCAUACGGGACUCCACCCCGAACCAGUACAUGGUUCUGAUCAAGUUCUGCACACAGGCAGACGCAGACAGUUUUUACACGGCGUGUAACGGCCGCCAGUUCAACUCCAUCGAGGACGCCGUGUGCCAACUGGUGUAUGUGCAGCGGGCAGAGGUUAUAAAGUCUGAAGAGGGAGCCAGCCUGCCGGUGAUGGAGCUGACCGAGCUGCCAAAGUGCACCGUGUGCCUGGAGAGGAUGGACGAGUCGGUCAACGGCAUCCUCACCACUCUCUGCAACCACAGCUUUCACAGCCAGUGUCUCCAGCGGUGGGAAGACGCCUCGUGUCCUGUGUGCAGGUACUGCCAAACACCAGAACCAGUGGAAGAGAACAAGUGCUUCGAGUGCGGCGUGCAGGAGAACCUGUGGAUCUGUUUGAUCUGCGGCCACAUCGGUUGUGGUCGCUACGUUAGCCGGCAUGCCUACAAGCACUUUGAGGAAACACAGCAUACUUACGCUAUGCAGCUCACCAACCACCGGGUCUGGGACUACGCAGGAGAUAACUACGUGCAUCGGCUGGUGGCCAGUAAGACCGACGGGAAGAUGGUGCAGUAUGAAUGCGAGGGAGACACCUGCCACGCUGAGAAAAUUGACGCACUUCAACUAGAGUACUCGUACCUGCUGACGAGUCAACUGGAGUCUCAGAGGAUUUACUGGGAGAAUAAGAUCGUUCACCUGGAGAAGGAGACGGCCGAGGAGAUAAACAACAUGAAGGCUAAAUUUAAGGAGACCCUGGAGCGCUGCGAUAACUUGGAGCGGCGCUUCACCGAAAUAAGCAAAGACAAGCAGAGCAUGGAGAAAAAGUGCACUCAGCUGACAACUCGCGUGGCGAAGCUGAGCCAAGAGCUGAAGGAGGAGCAGGAGAUGAACCGCUGUCUGAGAGCCAAUCAGGUCCAGCUGCAGUCCCAGCUGGCCGAGGAGGAGCGCAAAGGAAAAGAGAACUGCGAGCGUAAGGACGAGGCGAUCGGAGAGCUUCAGGAGCAGCUGAGAGACGUGAUGUUCUAUCUGGAAACGCAGCAGCAGAUUGAACACCUCACUCCGGAGGCUCGCAGCGAAAUCCAAGAAGGACAGAUCAACAUCGGGGCCAGCCCGUCGGACAACCCGGCCGGAGCGGGCCCGUCCUCUGGCAGAGGCAGGAGAGGCCGGGGCAGGAAGAGGAAGUAGGCAGCGGUUACAAUCUCCUGGAAACUGCUAGAAACUGUCGCUGCCUCCCAGAGUGGACACGUUUAUGGCUCUCCUUUUUUUCUGUUAAACGUGUGUCUGCAUCGUUGUGGUUCUCCAGAAAGCACUCGGAGGAGGAGGAGGAGUGAAGACGCUCAGCUUAUUGAAGAAAAGCGUGAAUAGUGAUGUUAUUUACCCACACAAUUUCCCAUCCUAACGCAACGUAGCUUCCACGGGAGGAGACGAGGGGAAUGUGGGUGGAUCGCUGAAUCUUUAAAGACUGCAAGCUUUGUGGUUUCCAAAUAUUUCCACCAGUGUGAUGUAAAUCUAUUCUGCUAUUUCCAGAUCUAAAAACAAAUCUAUUUUGGUCAUGAAUGAUAUUUAUUUGAUCAAAAUUCUGCUCAUUUGUGGAGUCUAACCCCUGUAAUAGUACUUCUUCUUAUCAAGGUCUGGCUGACGUCUUUAUAUUUCUUUAAAAUGUCAAGUUUUCCUUUUACGUGAAAGACAAAGAGAUGCUGGUAGAUGAAUGUUUGCUUUGUGUAAAGGAGAAUUAUGACCAAGUUUUGUCAUAAAUCCUUUUAAAUUUCACUUUUUUUUGUCUAUUCUUAAGUAAAACGCUGAAACCUU